ACGUUAGCCACAACUUGGAAGUCAAACAGACAAUGCGUAAGAGUUAGAUUUUUUUUCAUUAUUGAACAGGUGAAAUUGCAGAGAGAAUUAGCGUCAAAUGGCCGAAUCGAACCCAACAGAAUCAGCUCUACUAGCUUCAAAAAUAUGCAAUCAGAUAAGCUCCGUCUUCACCGCAAAAUCCCCAAAUCCAGCAGCACUAGACGUGCUGGUGCAAGAAAUCGCAGAUGCUGCUAACCGUAACGGCCGAGUAUUCCUAUACGGCGUGGGCCGUGAAGGAUUGAUGCUGAAAGCCCUAUCCAUGAGGCUUUUCCAUCUCGGUUUAUCAGCACACUGCGUCUUCGACAUGAACACUCCUCCAAUUGGUCCCUCCGACCUCCUAAUAUCCUCCGCCGGUCCAGGUGGUUUCUCCACCGUCGAUGCGAUCUCCGGAGUGGCCAAAUUUAAUGGCGCUCGUGUACUGUUGCUGACAGCUCAGCCUGAUUCGGGAUCUUCAAUGAAGUACGCGAGUGCUGUUGCUUAUAUUCCGGCUCAGACGAUGGCGGAUGAUAAUGCCGGAGACGGAGAGAAGGAACGGCCGCUGCUUCCGAUGGGUAGUGUAUACGAAGGAGCGAUGUUUGUGCUGUUUGAGAUGGUUGUUUUCAAAUUGGGUGAAAUUUUGAAGCAGAGUCCUGAAGCUGUGAGAGCACGCCAUACCAAUCUGGAGUAAGCAGAAGUUAACAUUUGUGUACUGUAUUUGGUUCUUCACUAAACUAGAUGUUAAUCUGCGUGCUUUAUGCUUAAUCUGUUUGAUUAUACUUACUGAAUUCAGUACUUUCGAC
Solanum tuberosum (potato) is the source of this 818-nucleotide messenger RNA. Its product is annotated as 3-hexulose-6-phosphate isomerase. The coding region runs from base 98 to 706 and encodes 202 amino acids. Gene Ontology annotation, molecular function: isomerase activity; carbohydrate derivative binding. The record is from RefSeq and is a predicted model, not a curated record. Gene Ontology annotation, biological process: carbohydrate derivative metabolic process. Lineage: Eukaryota; Viridiplantae; Streptophyta; Magnoliopsida; Solanales; Solanaceae. The transcript has a single exon.